Molecule: messenger RNA, 5413 nt
Organism: Mus musculus (house mouse)
Lineage: Eukaryota; Metazoa; Chordata; Mammalia; Rodentia; Muridae
Gene: Tmeff2
Product: transmembrane protein with EGF-like and two follistatin-like domains 2
Exons: 12
Coding region: 2866-3990 (374 amino acids)
Biological process (GO): response to stress
Cellular component (GO): membrane
Source: RefSeq, a predicted model, not a curated record
GUUUAUCUUGUUCCUAGAAGCAUUACAGAGAUUACAGAGGUGGAUCGGGCCUAAUUCACCAUUCAUUUCUCUCUGUGAGGUAAAGGGUUUCUCACUGAAUUUGGAGCUUAAUCAUUGACCCACCUGGCUGUCCAGUGAGCUCCAAGAGUUCUCCCAGUUCUGCUUCCCAGUGUCUCGAUUACAGGUUACAGUCAAACCCUGCAACCCUAGCGCUGGUUUAUGAUCAUAAUCGCUGCAAAAACACAUUGUCUGAGGGACUUUGCCAUAACUGCAGAGGGGCUCAUAUUCAAAAGCCUGAUUAGUUGCUGAUCGCUGAUCCACGCUUUGGUAUGGAAAAUUCCAAAUCCUCAUUCGGUACUGUGUGGCUGAUGCAGCUAGAUCUGCAUUAAGCUUGAAUGUAUGUCGCAGACUCCACUGAAAGGCAUCUCUGUUUCUUUGUUUUUGCGAUAUCUUUGGCAGCUCCAUCUUCUGGGCAUUCCUUUACCUUCAACAAUUCAGUUGCUCCAUCUAAAAGCCGAUUUUUCUGAUGCCUCCAAUGUCUGGUCAAAUUGAUCUGUGUUAAUGGAGUCUUCGCUGGUGAGAGAUGCCAUUGACUGGAACGCUGAGAUCUGCGGCUGCUUAUUUGCCAGGGGCAAGAGACACCAAGAUUCAGAAAUCUUGAGAGGUGGGCGGGGGAGGGGGAAAGGUAGUCUUGGGAGGGAGGCGGGAUGUAAGAUAAAGGGAAGGGUUUCACAUAGAGGAAGAAAGAGAGAGGUGGCUUUGAGGCUCAGAGGUGCUGCAGGAUCACGUCUCACAGAGGCGAAGUUAAAAAGCAAGGGAGUGGGGAGAGGUUGGAGGGUACAGGACUUAAAGGGACUGCUUUGGCACAGUUUGUUUUCUGGUGGUGUCUGCGGAGGAUAGAUAGAUAGUCCGCCUUUCAAAGUCUAUUGGUGCCGCUUUUAAGUGGUUGGUUAAGCUCGUUAAUUGCUUGUUAGAUGCUAUCAAACAAUGCUCUUAGUCAAGAUUCAGGAGGUUAUGGGAGGGCGAUACAAGGAAAUUUAAAGAAAGAGAAAGGGGAAAGCUUUUGAAAGAAAGGAAGAAGGAGAGAAGGAGAAAGGAAAGAGAAAUAGAGCAGGAGUAUAUAUGUAUAAUGUGAAUGAAAAAAUACCAUAAAUAACUGAAUGAUACAAACGCAAAAGGAAACCUCUUUGGUGCAAGGCACCAAGAACCCUGUGACUGCAGUAGUGACCUGAGUCGUAGGAGACAGACUCUUCUCUCCAUCUAUGUCCCAAAAAGCUCUGGGCCCUGAGAACUAACAUGCCAUUAAGCUAAAGAGUGUGUCUAACUGCGUGGAGUGCAGCAGAAGGAAGGCUGAUAUCUCUCUGCUGUUUCUGCUGGGGCUAAGGAGAACCAAGCGGAGGUAGUGACUCCUGCCGGGCUAGGCUCCCUUGCCUCUCCCAGGUAGCUGGGGAUCCACAGACAAGGUGUAAAACGCCCAAGUCUAACGCCCAAUCACUCCAAGCUCUCCUCCGGGAUGCCGCUUCUCUGUGGAUUCGCCCUGUAACCCAUUCUCAGCUUGGAUUCAGAGAAGUCUCUCGCUGCUCCUCCGGCCUCCUGUCCAGACCAAAAUUGACCUUCCAACAACAUUUUGUUGAACCUUUUAGACAGCCCCACAAAUAGGUUCCGGUCUGUACCUUACCAAAGAGCUCCAGGGAAAGAGAAUCAAAUCUAGCAGGCUGAGCUGCGGAGAGCCUGGAAGGGAUAGGAGGCACAGGGAGAAUGGGGAGAGCCAGCGAAACUGGCUGCUCCAGCCUGGCGAGCACUGUCGGGCUUGCUCGGGGAGCUAGCUGCUGCUGCUGCUUUAAGCCACCAGAGUCUUUUGGCUCUCGCACUGCCGCCUCUUGCCCUCUUUUCUCUGCCACCGCCUAGAGAAGCAUCCUAAUGCUUCUUAAGCUACCAGGACAUGCCCAGCCUGGAUCUCUUUCCCGGACCGGCGGCGCCAACGGGACGCCCUCUGCUCCCUACCCGCUUCCCCUAUUGCCCUGUGGCUGCGGGUCCUCCACCUACUCCGCCCCCACCACAUCCAGCUGGAAGACAAGGCCACCCAGCCGCAGCGGGUGCUGUCAGCCCGGGGUCACGCACAGAAGAGAGGCGCGAGCCUGGACCUCGCACACAGUAGGGGGCGUCAUGGAGCAGAGAAGCCAGGCAAGUGGGAGAAAGAACGUGGGAGUAGCCGCCCUGAAGCCUGAGCUUCUCCCAGGAGCCAUCCCGCCUAGACCCACUCGGGUUAGAGCCUAGAGAACUAGCCCAUCUGUGGCAUCAGUGGCCGCCUCCUCCUUGCACCUCCUCACCGACCCCUCCCUCCCGGGACCUGCAUCGCGCUCCGCCAAUCAGAGUCCGACUGCCGCUUCCCACGUGACCCCGGGCGGGCUAAGGACCUGCUGCUUCCCAAACGCCAGAGGGAUGCGGGCGGCAGAGCGCGAGAGGCGGCGGCUGGGCUGCGGGGCGCUGUGACUGUCCCUCCACCCAGUCUGGUCGCGCUCUUCUCUUCGGCCGAUUGGCCGCCUCCUCUCCGCACCCUGGUUUCUGUCUCCUGCUCCUCCUUUGCCCCGACCCUGUUCCUUAUGGCAGCAGCUCCUUGCAUCGGGGGCGCAGCUUCUCAGCGGACUAUCCUCUCACUCCGCAGGCUGAGCCCGGUCACUGGAUGUUGCUGAAACUCCGGAGAUCAUGCUCUCCUUUGGUCGCAGUAUCACCGCCGGCUGUCCCUGCCGCCGCCCCCUCCUCUGCUGCCGCGGUCCGCGGGAUGCUCAGUAGCCCGCUGCGUGGCCCCUGCGAUCCCGUGUUCUUCAGAAGCCUUUGGUUGCUGCAGAGUUGCGCGAAGUAGUCAUGGUGCUGUGGGAGUCCCCGCGGCAGUGCAGCAGCUGGACACUUUGCGAGGGCUUCUGCUGGCUGCUGCUGCUGCCCGUGACGCUGCUUAUCAUAGCCCGCCCGGUAAAACUCGCUGCUUUCCCUACCUCCUUAAGUGACUGCCAAACGCCCACCGGCUGGAACUGCUCCGGUUACGAUGACAGAGAAAAUGAUCUCUUCCUGUGUGACACCAACACCUGUAAAUUUGACGGGGAAUGUUUAAGGAUUGGAGACACUGUGACUUGCGUCUGUCAGUUCAAGUGUAACAGUGACUACGUGCCUGUGUGUGGCUCCAAUGGAGAGAGCUACCAGAAUGAGUGCUACCUGAGGCAAGCUGCCUGCAAACAGCAGAGUGAGAUACUUGUGGUCUCAGAAGGAUCCUGUGCUACAGAUACAGGAUCGGGAUCUGGAGAUGGAGUCCAUGAAGGCUCUGGCGAGACCAGUCAGAAGGAGACAUCCACCUGUGACAUUUGCCAGUUUGGGGCAGAGUGUGAUGAAGAUGCUGAGGAUGUCUGGUGUGUGUGCAACAUAGACUGUUCUCAAACCAACUUCAAUCCCCUCUGUGCUUCUGAUGGGAAAUCUUAUGAUAAUGCAUGUCAAAUCAAAGAAGCGUCAUGUCAGAAACAGGAGAAAAUUGAAGUCAUGUCUCUGGGUCGAUGUCAAGAUAACACAACUACAACCACUAAAUCUGAAGAUGGGCAUUAUGCAAGAACAGAUUAUGCAGAGAAUGCUAACAAAUUAGAAGAAAGUGCCAGAGAACACCACAUACCUUGCCCAGAACAUUAUAAUGGUUUCUGCAUGCAUGGGAAGUGUGAACACUCCAUCAAUAUGCAGGAGCCAUCUUGCAGAUGCGAUGCUGGUUACACUGGUCAACACUGUGAAAAGAAGGACUACAGUGUUCUCUACGUUGUUCCUGGCCCUGUCCGGUUCCAGUACGUCUUGAUUGCAGCUGUGAUUGGAACAAUUCAGAUUGCUGUCAUCUGCGUGGUGGUCCUCUGCAUCACAAGGAAAUGCCCCAGAAGCAACAGAAUUCACAGACAGAAGCAAAAUACAGGGCACUACAGUUCAGACAACACAACAAGAGCAUCCACACGGUUAAUCUAGAGGGAGCAUGUUUCCCAGUGGCCGGACAACCAACAGCUUGGACUACACAAUACAGUAUUAGAGACAAAAGAAUAAGACAAGAUCUACACAUGUUGCCUUGCGUUUGUGGUAAUCUACACCAAUGAAAACAUGUACUACAGCUAUAUUUGAUUAUGUAUGGAUAUAUUUGAAAUAGUAUACAUUGUCUUGAUGUUUUUUCUGUAAUGUAAAUAAACUAUUUAUAUCACACAAUAUAGUUUUUUCUUUCCCAUGUAUUUGUUAUAUAUAAUAAAUACUCAGUGAUGAGAACAAAUGGCAUUCCUAAACUUGCAGUAAUUCAUAGCUGUAAGCACGGUCCAACUGUCAUGGGCUACGCAGACAGCAGUAUUUCAUCCCUCUGUGCAUCUUCAGACAACACAUUAGUUUGCACAGGAAUCUGUAGCUAGAUUUUGAGUGAUUCCAAGAUCAAGGGAUAUACCGGUUAUUGGAAAAGAGAAAAAAUAAUUUAGUUUAUUGAGGAAGCAUAAGAUAUGUCAUAUCCUUGAAUCAUCUCUGCUUCAUCUACUUUCUUCCCUGUCUUUCAUUGUCAUUCCCAGAACAGAAAAAUCUCUGGCAUAUAAGUUACAAAAGGGAAGAAUGGAAGUGUUUUGUGGCUCAAAAUAAAAUGCAAAAAAAAGAUAUUUGUCUUUACUGAGAAGCAACAUAACUAUCUUAGUUAAAUAAUCUACCAGGGGGCGGGGUCUGAGAAAGGUAUCCACUAGGUGUAUAAACAGUGGUCAAACCUAUUCUGUUUCUGUUUCUGCAAGCAGAAAAAAAAAGCUAAGAGUACAUUGUAACUGUGUCAGUAAGUAUGAGCCCAAACUGUGGCUUCUUAGAAGACCCUUGCUGUAUUUGUAUCUUAUUUGAAAAGAAUUUAGACUACCAAACAAAUGCCCCCACGAACAGUUUUAUAGCCCAAAGAGUACUGUUAUUUGAAACUGAAAAACAAAAAGACAAUGUUUUAUGGUAAUGGAGAGAGAUAAGUUUUAAACGUAUUUACAUAAGAAAGAAAAUCCCUAAGAAUCUAGAGGACCUCCAUGAGAGCUGCUUUCAACCCCUAUGAGAUACGAGCAGACAGGUAUGAAUGGUCACAUUGCUUGGGGAAAGUAAGUUGAGAACAUUCUCAAGGAAUAAGAUGAAAUACCCAAUUAAAUAAUCUCCUUAUUAUCAUUUACCUCUGAGUAGUUUCUGUGGCACAUGUGGAUGAUUUAAAUAAAGCUUUAUUUGUCUUCCUCAAAUGACUUCUUCAUGGACUAAAAGAAAUGGCAUCCCCUCCUUUGUUAGAAACCAAAAAACACAUAGCAAUCCAAAAUGUUCUGAAUAUAAAAUAUUAUAUGAAAAAUAAGGGUCUGAGGUGAAAUUUAAACUACCUGUUAAUAUAUAAUAAAGGUGACAAUCUACAUAA